AGCAUAUGCUGACAUCGUCGUGAAUUCUGAUUGGAUCCUUCUAGCGGGCUGUGAUUGGCCGUGAUGCACAUCACCUUUCGAUCGCUUGCCCGGUGCGGAAAUGGCCGGGAACGACUCCACCGGGCAACGGAGAUCGAAAGCCGAUGCCAGAAAUAUUCGGAAAUCAAGGGAAGAAAGUCUGAAGAUGAAAAAAAAACAAAAACGGGAGGGAACCAAUCGAUCAGAUUCCUCCCGCGAAUUGGCGUUAAAUGAUUUCUCUCUCUCUUUUUAAUUUUUUUACUUUGUGUGUUUAGAUUGAUGAAACCCUCUCUAAGUUUAGUGUUUCUGUCUCGGGGAUGAAUUCUUGUAGAGAUUUUAUUCUCUUUUCAGGGCUAUGGUUUGGUGGGAGCAUCUAUUUGUCGAUUGAUGAGAGAUUUUAGGGAUUUUCUGGUCCUAGUUUAAGAGACUAGGGUUUAAUUUAAUGUAUCAAAAGGUGGAUUAGACCUGGGUUUCGAUUAAUAUGCCUUCCCCGUUUGGAUUCAAUUGCUGUAUGUUGGGCUUUCUUGGGUUUUGAUGGUCUUUUACUUGUUCAUGUUUUGAAGUUUCGUUCUUGUUGUUCAAUGGUUGGAUUGCAGUAGUUUGUGAGCAUUUGACAGAUGCUUCUACUGUUAGCUCGAGAGAAACUUUGCUGCUAUUGAUGUUUAGGUAUUAUUCUUUUGUGUCCAUUGAUUAUUUCUUACUGUCUGAUCUAUGAGUCGGGUUCUCUACUGCAUAUACUAGUUAAAAUGUUGAACAAUUUGGUGAAUGACUAAUUAGCAAAGCAGUGUACUUCCCCAUUCAGAUGAUUUGGCGUUUAAAAACACCUAAAUUGGGUACUUGUUUCAGUGCUCUGAGGUGCUAAUUUACAUCAUUUCGAGUUGUUACUGCAGCAACCUUAUAGCAGCAUCAGGAAGAAGAGUAGCUUAGUGCACUACCUGUUGUAAUUGAUAAUGGUGCUUCUAUCAUUCUCCUUAGGGUGGAAACCCUGCCGUAUUUAUUCUAUAAUAACAAGAAAGCAUCUUAUUGUAACACAUGCAUUGAUCCCUUUCUUAAUUUUGUGUGUAUUUGGAUGGAUGCUUUUUAAGUAUAUAUUUUAAUUGAAAGAUCUAAAUACCAAUAAAAAAAAAUGCUUGAAGAAAGUGCUGCAUGCAUUGCAUGAAACUUGUCAUUCUGCUUUUAGUGCACUUUUAGGGCCGUAAAGCAUUCAGGAGGUGGGCCAUUGAUAAUGCGUUCUCAUUGCUGGAUAUUAUUUGCUUCAUUACUGCAUUACAUUUCACUACAAUGUCAGCCUCUUCCUGUACUUUGUUUCUUUCAUAUAUCUGUGAUGCAAUGAGUGAGGAGAUACCAUCAUCUGAACCAUUUCAAGCUUCAAAUAGUUACCCAUUUGAUGUAUUUAAUUUCUUCAUUUCUGAGCAGCUUAUCCGGUCUACCAAUUUAUUUUGCAGGAUGGGUUACUCUUGAUAUGUUUUGAUUUUUAGAAGAGAAAAAGGAAGAAUAUAUCAGUUUUGGGUUCAUGGUAGAUACAAAUCAUUGAGCUUUGCAUUCCAAUACUGAAAAUUAUCUCCAUUUCCCUGUGAAAUGAAAAUGCCUUUUUUUCCCCCUUGUCUUUUGAGUUUAAGUGGUGUUAUCAGAAAGAAGAUCCUGUAGCUGUCACAAAGAAUGACUGGCGAAGCACUGGAAAGUGAAGUUGAUCGAACCGACAGACAUCCUCUGCUGAUGGUGAUCACAAGGGGUGAUGUUGCUUCUUCAUCGUUCUCUCAUGAUGGUGAUCACAAUGAUUUGGGUGAAUUGCAUUAUGAAGAUGGUCCUUCAACAAGCACACAAGCUCAAACUUCUACAUCAUCUUCAUCUUUGCCCAAUGUAUCCAAUUCUAGGAAUGUUUCUUUAAUCAGGAGAGGUGAUAACCAUGGUCGUGGGCACAGAAACCCGUUAAAUUCUGGUUUAUGGAUUUCGAUUGAGUUUAUUGUGAAUGUGAGCCAAAUUAUAGCAGCUAUUGUUGUUCUUUCCUUGUCAAGGCAUGAGCAUCCGCAAGCUCCAUUGUUUGCAUGGAUUAUAGGCUAUACUUUAGGAUGUAUUGCCACUCUACCUCAUCUUUAUUGGCGCUACAUUCAUCGUAACAAUCAAGGCUCUGAACAAGAAACUGCACAUUCACGUCAGAGUUCUUCUCGAAAUAACCUUGCUGGGUCAGCUUCAUACGCUACCAUUUUUUUUAAUCAAGCCUUGGAAGGAGAAAACCGCCAUAGCGCCGGAGCAGUCUUUCAAUUUGAACAAAACUUGGUAAUUUCUAGUCCAAGGCUCAGUGAACUGGUUGACCAUUACAAGGUGGCUUUGUAUUGUUUUUUUGCUGUGUGGUUUGUUGUUGGCAAUAUUUGGAUCUUUGGUGGGCACUCAUCUUCAUCUGAUGCUCCCAUCUUGUACAGGUUAUGUAUAGCUUUCCUCACAUUCAGUUGUAUUGGGUAUGCAAUGCCAUUUAUCCUGUGUGCCAUGAUCUGCUGCUGUUUGCCUUGCAUAAUAUCUGUUCUGGGCUUUCAAGAGGAUUUGGGACAGACCAGAGGAGCUACCACUGAGGCAAUUAAUGCACUGCCAACCUAUAAGUUUAAGGCAAAGAGAAACCAAAUUAGAGGAGGGGUUGAAACUAAUUCAGAGAACAUAUAUGAUGGUGGGACAGUUGCUUCUGGUACUGACAAGGAGCAAAUUAUUUCUCCUGAAGAUGCUGUUUGCUGUAUCUGCCUUGCAAAUUAUGCAGACAAUGAUGAUCUCCGUGAGCUCCCUUGCUCUCACUUCUUCCACUUGAUGUGUGUGGAUAAAUGGCUCAAAAUCAAUGCCCUUUGUCCCCUCUGCAAGUCUGAGGUAGGGGACACAGUAGGUUCAAUCUUUGGUGCACACUUUGGCCGGCCACACACUGACAGGAGGGUGGGGAGUGGUGCAGAUGCCACAAGAUCUGCAAUAUAGACGUGUAAAUUUUGUUGAUAGAUCUCCAACUUUUGCUUUGUUGAUUGGGAUUGAGGUUGCUAGCCUUCUGUAAGUUCUGUUUAUAUAUAUGUAUGGGAGUAGCCAAGCAUGGCUCCGCUGCCUUUGGGGGAAAAAUGGAUUGUUUUAUUCUAUGAAGAUGUUCUUACAGUAAUAUGCUUCAAGGUUCCUGUUUCUCUGUUGGAUAUGCUGGUCUGUGUCUUUGCAGUUGAGAUAUUAUAGGUGGAUGACGUGGGGUAAGUACAUGACAGUUCAGGCUUUGAAACAUAGGCUAUUGGUAGUAUAUGGUGAUGAUCAGUUGACUACGAGUAGAUGGAAAGGUAAUCCAAAUAUCUUGAAAGUUCAGGACAAACUUCUUUAGGUCCUUUGCUUGUAAGAUGCAAGAUCGUGCCAAUGCUUUAAGUCUGAUUGGAGAUUAAUGGAUCUUGGUGAUCUCUGAUUGCUUCACUCAGAUUAAAUAAGCAAAACAGGUUUAUUUGAUAAGAGGAUUUGAUUUCCAGCAGAUCCUCACACAGUGGAUCCUGGCACAUGUAUUUUCACUUGUAUAGAUGGCUUAUGUCAUAUUGGAGGCAUCUAUAACACAACAGAAUACUUGACACGGCUUAAGGGGUUCAUCAUGUUACAAUGUUCAGUGCAUCGCCUGUUGACAGUUUGUUAAGGGUGCUCGCCUGUUGAACUUUUGCUCCUGGGUGGAAGAAAUGGCAUAGCAGAUCGACAAUAAAACCUCCGAUGCAAAGGUCCUCCUGGUCUGCUUUCAUUCAUUGGGAACAUUUCGGACUUUCAAAGCAUUUCAUCCGCUCUCGAAGGUCCUAUCUUCUUUCCUGUUGAAAGAGAAGUUGUUGCACGAGCAUCCAUUUGUUUUACCAGCAAUAACUGGCUGCUUGAACGAACUUUCAUGUCCUGAAGCAUUUGAUUGUACUGACCGAGCAUCGGCUUAUCUCUACAAGUUCGUACUCCAGCAUAGCCUGACCUUUUGUACAAAGAUACAAAUUGUCCUGUGUGUGUGUGUGUCUGUGUGUGUGUGUGUGAUGGAUCCAUUGACAUCGAUUGCAGCUAUCUGUUUUAACUCCUGAUAUAUCAUCCAGUUCCUAGCCAACACCUUGAGUUCAGCAGCUCCCUUGCACCCAACAUGUCGGGUGGUGGCUUCAGAUCAUUGAUGCUGCUGAAGCUGAAGCAACUGCAGUCCUCCAUGGCAUUCAUGGAAGAGGAUGGUGCUUGGGCUGCAUCUGGUGGCAGCAAAAAAGUCGAGCUGUGGUCAUGAACUGUAUUCAAGUGCCUGAAAGCAAGUUCCUGCUGCUGCUCGAUGACCUCUGGCAGCUGGUUGAUCUUGCAGCAGUUGGGAUUCCAUACCUUGACAAUCCCUGGCACAAGGUGGUGUUUGCAACACGGAGUGAGGAUGUGUGUGGCGGCAUGGACGCCCAGGUGAAGGUCGGAAGCCUGGGGAUUGUGAAUGCGAGGAAACUAAGUCUUUGGCUCUCAUGAAAAAUUCAUCAGCUAGGAGAGAUCGAGUGUUGCUAGAGAAUAUAGUAGUCUGCUUCUGCAUCUCAUCACAAAGUGGCGUGCAUGCUUCACUGCUUGUUCUUUACUCCCCAGAGGAAUACUCGAUCCACAAAUACAAGCUGAUAGAGCUGUGAGCGAUGCUGGGGAUUGUUGAUGGGUUUGAGACCGUCCAUGAAGUCUUCUACAGAGGAUAUGAUCUCAUGAAAACCUAGAGUUGGCAUGCAUGCUCGAGCUUGGGGGAACGAUGAGGCGAAAAGAGGUCAGGAUGCAUGACAUGGUUCGGAUCCUGGCCUUGUGAUUGCCUCUGAGCUGAGCGAACAACGGCAAGUUUCGAGGUCAGGCUAUGCCGCAUUUGUGCCUAGAGUUUGUUUGCUGCAUUUGUUUGAUAGAGGUGAGGCUAUCGCGCUAUCUUUGCCAGCUAUUCAGGAUAUCCUAAUUGUCAACCUGUAGACAUCUAAAGGAAGGAAAAGAAAGAACUAAAUAGACCAAA
Phoenix dactylifera (date palm) is the source of this 4978-nucleotide messenger RNA. Lineage: Eukaryota; Viridiplantae; Streptophyta; Magnoliopsida; Arecales; Arecaceae. The record is from RefSeq and is a predicted model, not a curated record.